Mollisia scopiformis is the source of this 2353-nucleotide messenger RNA. Its product is annotated as kinase-like protein. Lineage: Eukaryota; Fungi; Ascomycota; Leotiomycetes; Helotiales; Mollisiaceae. Gene Ontology annotation, cellular component: cytoplasm. The record is from RefSeq and is a predicted model, not a curated record. Gene Ontology annotation, biological process: protein phosphorylation; signal transduction. Bases 184 to 2175 code for a protein of 663 amino acids. The transcript is spliced from 3 exons. Gene Ontology annotation, molecular function: ATP binding; protein kinase activity.
CAUCGCCUCUCUCCCCAUCUCACGGCCACAUGCAUGAGUAGUAGACCGCUUUCGAAGCUUGUCUCGUCUUGUCCCCUCAAUUCCCAGCCUCCGACUUAUUGUUUUGACGAUCUUAUAUGAACUCGACAAUUCAGCAAGGAAGUGGCAAUUCCCCGAUUAUCCUAGGAUUCCCCUGCCAAAGCAAUGGCACAAACGGAGAAAGCUCACGCGAGAGCUGCGUCGACCGAUCAGAGAACGUCGUGGUCCUGGAGGAAGCUAUUUGGCAAGGACGAUAGCAGUCACACAACCACGACUCCUCCGACCCCACCACAAGAAGAGACGCCGCGUCCUGGGCUCGCCCACAGACUUUCGAGAAAGGUGGUACCUGGGUUACCACGGUCUGGGACGUUCAAGAGACAACAAUCGGAGCUUCGAGAUAGAUUGGAACCUGCGAAGCAAGCUCCAGAAGAGAGACGAACGCUCUCUGUCGAUCGACGUCGAAAUGUCUCAGCCCGAAAUUCCUCCACCGUGGUAGCACCGCCGCGAUUGAGUGCCCCCGAGUUCUUGGAUACAUGUGCUGCAAGCAAUGAGGCGGUAGACAGGUCCAACUUGUCAGAUGUCACUACACAAGAUGAGGACGUGAAGGAAGAAUACGUUGAGGUCUCGAAAGAACCUUCGAAUGUGGAUACACAGUCAAUCUCGACCCAAGCCUUUGACGAGAUGAUACUGGAGGAGCUGGAACGCCGGUGGAUUCUGAACCUCAGCAUGCAUUUCCGGGACAAGUCCAAGCGGGAAAAGUUCUUUGUGACUUUUGCAGAAACCCCGACUCACUGGAGACGUGUGACCAUAUCUCUGGAUUACAGGAAUGCACCCGAGGGAUCUCUGGAAGAGGAGCUUCAGCGGACACGAUUCCAACGGGACAAGAGUGCCAGGAUAUACGAAGCUAUCCGUGAAUCACUGCCGGACAUUCAAUUCUAUGACACAGUCACGAAUCUGAAGCUGCAGACCGAGAACGAGAGGUUGCAUGUUCACGUGGUUGAGGAUCUUUCAGAAAUCAUUUCAUAUCCUCCGAUCAAAGCUAUCGCUCACUUGAAUUGUCGGAAAAUCCGAGAAGACGAGCUGGUUUUCGAUUCACAUCUAUCCGGAUUCGUGUAUAAAGUCAGAAAUGAAGGCCAAGUUUUCAUCAAGAAAGAGAUCCCUGGACCUGAUACGGUGGAUGAAUUCCUAUAUGAGAUAAAUGCCCUACAUCAAUUGUCUGGUUCUGCAAGUGUAAUCCAAUUCGGCGGAGUCGUGCUCGACAACCAAGGAGAGGUGGUGAAAGGUCUCCUGAUCAGCUUCGCCGAACAAGGUGCAUUGAUAGAUGUAAUCUACGAUGGCGAAGGGAGGAUACCUUGGAAGCGAAGAGAACGAUGGGCCAAACAGAUUGUACAGGGUCUCUCAGAGAUUCAUGAGGCCGGCUUCGUUCAAGGUGAUUUCACUCUUUCGAAUAUCGUCAUUGAUGCAGAUGAUAAUGCCAAGAUCAUUGAUAUCAAUCGCCGAGGAUGUCCAGUUGGUUGGGAACCGCCUGAAGUUGCAGCAUUGAUUGAUAGCAAUCAGCGUAUUUCGAUGUAUAUUGGCGUCAAGUCCGACCUGUAUCAACUAGGGAUGGUUCUAUACGCCCUAGCUACUCAACAGGAUGAACCAGAGAACCAUCGGCCAUUGAAUCUGUCUUGCUUUACAACAGAGAUUCCGGACUACUACCUGGAUUUAUGCCACCGGUGCUUGAACGAUGAUCCAAGAUGUCGAUCACAGGCUUCAGCUCUUCUGACUUUAUUCCCAGCCGCUCAAGAUGGAUACAAGAACGGUUAUGGAAUACCUAUUGUCGUGGAUGCUUACCAUACCGGAGAGAUCGCUUUUUCCAAUGGUGCCAAAUAUGAUACCUACAACCCUCUGGCUCCACAAUAUCCCCAAUCUCCAGUCUCCGAAGCUCCCAAUGUGUACGAUUAUGCAGUUACUGAUACAUCAACUGAGCCUGAUUAUCCAAGUCGUGGAAGAUCUCCGCCGCGGGUCGAGAAGAAAGUAAAGCCUCACAAAGUUCCACUGCCAAAUUCGCCGUCGGAAUACCUGGAUGCACAUACAGGCCAGACACCAUUUCCAACCUGGAGCUACAGAGAUUCCACAGCCAGAAGGAAUUUUACUAGAUUCCCUAGCAGCUGAAACCCCAGACACAAAAGCCCAAGACGAAGAUAAAACACCAACCAUGAACUUCCCCAACGGACCAUCCUCGGAGCAGCAAGAAUACCCCUUCAAUACCAACCCAGCCCCUCUCCCCGAAGUCACAGAACAUAUACCCCACCAGCAAGCUAUGGAAAAACAGGACAUAGCACCACCAAUA